Messenger RNA from Cordyceps militaris CM01, 1125 nucleotides. RefSeq names its product mitochondrial carrier protein. The record is from RefSeq and is a predicted model, not a curated record. The transcript has 7 exons. The coding region runs from base 1 to 1125 and encodes 374 amino acids. Lineage: Eukaryota; Fungi; Ascomycota; Sordariomycetes; Hypocreales; Cordycipitaceae.
AUGGCUACCAAUGGCGACGUUGAGAAUCAGCGACCAUCAGCGGAUACUGAGGAGACUCCCCUACUGAGCGAGGAUAAUGGUAAUGUACAAGGGCAGGCGACGGAUGAGCAAGCUCAGCCGUGGCGAUACCUGUCAUAUUCCUUGACAGCGCUGCUCGGCCUUAUCGCCAUCGGCAUCAUCGUCGUCUUUGUCAGAGGCUGGAUCGAUGCUGGCAGCGAUGUCAAUUUUGAUUUCAAAAAGGCGCUGACGAAGGCGCUCGGCGGAGGCCUAAGCGGUGCCGCGGCCAUGGUGCUGCAGGUGCUGCUGCUUAUGCCGCUACGGACCAUCAUGAACUACCAGUAUCGCUAUGGGACUUCAUUUUCAGCCGCCAGCGUGACCUUGUAUUCCAGCGGAGGCCUGGGCCGCUACUACGAUGGUAUCGGGGCAGCAUUGAUUCAAGGUCCGGUUUCGAGAUUCGGCGACACUGCUGCCAACGCUGGCAUCCUUGCGCUUCUCCAGUCCAACUCGUACCUCAAAGACUUGCCGGUCCUCAUCAAGACAAUAUUCGCCUCUCUUUGCGCUGCCGCCUUUAGAAUGAUCCUCACUCCGGUCGACACCCUAAAGACAACCCUCCAAGUCCAAGGCGCUGGAGGCACCGCUCUGCUCCGCGGGCGCAUAAGGAAACACGGCGUCGGUACGCUCUGGUGGGGAGCUUUCGCGACUGCGGGAGCUACGUUCGUAGGACAUUACCCAUGGUUCGCAACGUACAACAUGUUGAGCGAGGCCAUCAAAGAGCCUCCCAAGGAGCAAAUUCUCCUCUGGCUUCUGCGCCUCGCGUUUAUCGGCUUCGCCGCCUCGUUGGUGUCGGAUUGUGUAUCAAACUCGCUCCGGGUGGUCAAGACGUAUCGGCAAGUCAACGAGACGCAGGUGUCCUAUAGUAAGAAUCACAGCACACGUUCGGUCGAGGUAUUUUCUGACAUGGAGCCAGCCAAAGCAGCAAAACUUGUCAUCGAGGGCGAUGGCGUGGCAGGCCUUUUUGGCCGCGGACUGCCGACGCGCAUCGUUUGCAACGGCCUUCAAGGGCUUUUGUUUUCUAUCUUGUGGAAGCUGUUCCUUGAUUCUUUGGAGUCGCGAAAGGGCGUUUAG